Symbiodinium pilosum is the source of this 510-nucleotide messenger RNA. NCBI's taxonomy places the organism in Eukaryota, Dinophyceae, Suessiales, Symbiodiniaceae. The record is from the annotation of a GenBank genome assembly.
AUGGCAUAUCCCACGGCAGCGGCUGAGGCUGCUGCGGCUGCUCCCGCUGCCACUGCCAAGAGGAAGGUCGCUAUUUAUGGAGGAGCGUUCGAUCCUCCAACGAACUCUCACCUGACCUGCGCAGCAGAGAUUGUACAUAGCCGCUGUGCGGAUGAGGUUUGGCUUGUACCUUGCGGGCCACGCCCAGACAAGCCGAAGCUGAAAACACCCGCCAUAGACAGAUACUGCAUGUGCCAGAUUGCCGUGAACACUGUGUUCAGUCCGGAAUUUCCUGUAAAGGUUAGCGACAUCGACGUCGGCAAACAGAUGGCUGCCUACACCUACGACCUGCUCGUGGAACUUAGGGAACAAAAUCCAGGCACAGACUUCGCGUUUGUCAUUGGCUCGGAUUGGCUCCAGGCUGGAACAAACAUCGCUGAAUGGACCUCCUUGAAUCACGCGUGGAAGGAGGGUAUGCCUGAGGCUCUGUCGGAUGCAGCAACAAUCCGCCUCAAGCUUUGGGGGAGAUGA